Molecule: messenger RNA, 5043 nt
Organism: Chlamydomonas reinhardtii
Lineage: Eukaryota; Viridiplantae; Chlorophyta; Chlorophyceae; Chlamydomonadales; Chlamydomonadaceae
Exons: 5
Coding region: 455-4030 (1191 amino acids)
Source: RefSeq, a predicted model, not a curated record
CUUCACGUUGGUUUGCGGCUUGGCUUGGUUAGCGCUUGGACUGGCUCAUCUGCGCGGUAGUAACCUUUGCGAGGCUUUCAGCGUGCCGCCGUUUUGGCGCUGUCCACACCGCAAGAUCAAGACUACAAGUAUACUUCUAUAUACCAACGUUCGCGUCCAGGAUCAGCUUGCGAUUUAGCGCCGAAGCGACCUGCAUGAGUCUGCGUCUGGCUGUCUGCGACCCAAAGCCUCAGGCCUCAGAAGUAACUUGUAUACAAUCUGUCGAGGGUUCUUGAAUUCUUCGAUAAACAUUACAAUAUCAUCUGGAACCUCGCGCACUCGUGAUAUCGAGGGACUACGAAAGCCUUGCUUCACUGCUGGAAAUGCUGCUCGCACAGAAUCAUUGGUAGGCAGUGACUGCUGUAUAUAUCUCCAAGCGCUACGGGGACGUCUGGACUGAAGCUGCGCAUACUUCAUGAGCACUCCGGCCCUGCACCCUGUUGUUACAAGCAAGCCUUCAACGACACCGCUGACCGGGCCCAACUUAUGGGCAACUUUUUCACACACCAGCUGGACAGCCUUUGCGAGCGCGGUCCUGGGUCUGCUCUUGGGAUUUGCACAUAAUAUUGCUGUGGCCCUAUGGCCCUUUCCUCUCCGUCUGGGGGCGGUGGUGGGAGCGUGCACACCGUGCCGCCACCGGACGAUCACGCCCGUACUAAGCUGCUGCCACGCCGUCGAGUCCUCCUGCGACUCUGGUGACGAGCGCCCGACCACCACGGCUGCCUUGAUUGUGCGCUACUCUGCUCCUACGAGCUAUGACGGUGCCAGCUGCGGCAAGGCUGCUUACAGGCCAGCAGCGCGCGCGCUGCUGUGCGCGCGGCUGCGUGCGGCGGCUCUCGGCCUGCCGCCACCGCGGGCCCUAGUGACGCAGCUCCAGCUGCCCUCCCAAGCAACAGCUAUCAGACUGGUCCUGAACAAGAGCUACGGACAAGAAUGGCGCGCUGCCGCCUCUGUUGCUGCUGCCUGCCAAAGGCAGCCUAGGCGGACGCACCCAGCAACGGCAAGGCGCUCCACAUCACCUAGCAGGGUGGGGGCCGCUGCUGCGCUGCUGUUGCCGUCCACUGCGUCGCCUUGCGUCGCCCUUGUCAGUGUGCGAUACAAGAUCCAUGGUGCCGAGCCGGAGCAGCUGGCGCCAGGCUGGGCGCGGCGCCUGGAGAACUUGGUGCUGUCAGGGCCGGGGACGGACUCACAGCCGCAGCACGACCAGCACCAGCUUCAGUACCAGCAUGGCUGGCGGUGGCACGGCUCUCAGCGCCAGGGCACUCCGCCCACCAGCUCUUCUUGUACGGGCGCGCCGGGGACCGAGCAACUGCUGGGCCAGCUGCAGGGCCAGGCGGCGGCAGCAGCGGCAACAGCUGCGGCGGCGGGCGGGGCUGGCUGUGUGCGGCUGGCGGGCGUGUGCGUGCGGCGCGGCUGCGUGGAGCUAACAAUGGACAUGCUGGUGGCUCUGCCGCACCCCGGAAUGUGCCCGAAGGGCAUGGAUGGGGCUGCGUGGACAGCUGAAGUAUUCAGGGCGGGAGCCGCGUCAGCUGCUGGUGGCGCAGCCGCGCAGGCCUCAUGUCCCAGCAGCGUGGCCCCGCCCUCCUCGGCGGCGGCGGCAACCGCAGACUGGUUGGAUGCGGUUGUGCCAGCGGUGGAGGCCGUCGUGGAGGCGCUCGGGCUUGGAGAUGCCGUGAAGCAGGAGGACAUGGCUGCCGCGGCCGCGGCCGCAACGCUGGCUUCUGGCGGGGCCGGUGGGUGGCAGCAGCACCAGCAGCAGCAGCAGCACCAGCAGCACCAGCAGCACCAGCAGCAGGAGAAGCUUGGAGGCGCGGUGGCGUCGGUGGUGCUACCCGGCACGCCGGUGGGUGGUGUGGAGGUGCGUGUGCGGGUCGUGGGCGGCGGGCCGCUGCGACAGUUGCAGCAGCCGCAGUCGCCAGCGCAGCAGCAGCCGGGAGCGCAGCUGCGGCUGCAGCAAGGAGGUGGCGUCGCGCCUGCAGCCACUCCGCGUGUUGUGGCGUUGCAGCCGCGCGUGUUGCUGCUGCCGCCUUUCUCGCCGUGCUCGCCGUCAGGUGACCACACGUCGUCAGCAGGAGCUCCGGAGGUGCUGUUACACGCCGUGGUUGCGCGGCGGCGGCCGCAGCGGCCCCAGGAGUCCCAGCAGCCACCGCAGCCCAACGAAGCGUCGCAGCAAGCGCUCGCGCCGCCGUCUUUGCUGGUGCGCGCGCACAACCAAGUGCUGCUCACGCGAGUGGUGCACUUUGUGCGCUGCGACGGCGACGGCGACGCCGCCGGCGCCCUCUCAUCGGCAUCGUCAGCAGGUGACGCCGGUGGUGGCGCAGGAGCACCAGCUGCCGUGGCUGCCGAGCCUACAGAUUGUGCAACAGCAGCGGAAGCCUCGCAGACAGCGGAGAGCAGUGGCACUGGCGAGGAGCUUUACCGGCUUUGUGUGGCAGUGGCAAUGCCCCGGCGGCCUGGACCCGUGCUGGCCGAGCUCGAAUGGGAGGGCGGCGCGGCCGAGGUGCUGCCGCUGAUGGCGCUGCGGGAUGACGGAGACAGCAGCGGCAACGGCGGCGCCGCCACUGCGGCAGCGGCCGAGCUGGGCGCCAUGACGGCGGCGGUAGCAAAACUCCGGACGGAGGCAGCACUGACCAGCACGCCCGCGCUCGUUGAGGCUGCUACUGCCGCCGAGGCUGCUGACGCUGAUGCUACUGCCACCGCAGCUCAUCAGCAGGCCUCCGUCCUUGACAGCCUGCUUUUGGACAUGGCGGUGUGGGCGCAGGCGGAGGCGGAGGCUGCCGAGGCCGCUGCUGCUGCAGCAGCUGCUGCUACUGCUUUGGCAGCGGCAGCAGAGGCAGAGACCCUGCUACAGCCGGCGCUGCUACCGCAGCGGCUGCCGUCGGCUCAGCUACUCUACCUGGGGAGACACCUGCUGGCGUUCGCUCAGGGGGUGGGGCUGCCUGCUACUGCCACUUGGCUUGCUGUGGGGCUGGAGCGCAUGAGCGCGUCACUUGACGAUGGUUACGGCGCGCCGGACGUAGCUGACGCCGCCGCCGCCGGCUCCGCCUCAGAGGCGAUGCCGCGAGGAGACGCCGAGGUGCCGGCUUGCGCCAGCACAGCGGGUGUCAAGACCUGCACACUUCACUCGGGAGGCGUGCUCGGCGUGCUCGGGGAAGGAGCUGCGGCAGGCAGGCAGACAUCGGACGAGGCGGGCUCGGGGCUCCUUGGGCUGUGGCAAUACGCGCUAAAGGCAACGGUGGGACUGGAGCGAAGCAGUCACGAGGAGGAGGCGCGGCUUCAGCGCUUCUUGGCGCCGUGGGCCGUUGCGCAGGAGCAUUUCAUUCAUGUGGUGGAGGUUGUGGGAUUCGUGGGCAUGAUUGUUCGGUUCGCUGCGGACGGCACCCUCUUCCAGUGGGGCGUCCUGCCCUUCAUGAUUGGCGCGGUGCCCGGCAUCGUGUCUCUUUGCGCGUGGCUGCUGUUGCCCCCCGCCGGGUGGGUGCGCUUCGUGCAAGACGCCAAGCUGGUGCGGUACUUCUUUUACCUGCUGGUGAAGACGCUGGUGGCGGCGGGACUGCCAGUCGUGACUGGCCAGGCGCAGCAGUACCAGGGCGGCCUCGGCGUGGUUAUGUUGGAGGGCGUCCUCAUGCCCGUAUCGUGUCUGCUUCCGUUCCGCACCGCGGCCGUGGUCAUGGCAGCUCGCGUGCUGCCGUCCACAGCAGUCAUGCUGCGCACCGGCGUCACGAGCGUCCCGUCUGAAGCGCUCGCGUCCUCGCUUGGCGUGUCGGCGGUGGCGGUCAUCACCACAUUGUUGUGUCACGCAUACCUGAGGGUGAGCUUCAUCCGGCACCAGUGGCGCCAGCAAGCCGUGGGCGCAGGCACAGGCGCAGCGUCGGCAGCAGGCGCGUUGGCUGCUUGGAAGGAGGCUGGCGGCGGCGAAGCGUGUGUAGCUCGCAGUCCAGUGGCGGCCGCCACCGCCGGCGUCGUGGACGCGCAUAAGCCGAAAGCUGAAUAGGUGCAUGCAUGGAUACGGCUCGUACGGCUGCGGGAUAAGGCUGCACACCUGCACUUGCUGACUCGAUGCGGAGUCGUCCAGUUAGGUACAGUAGUCUGGUUGUAGUGUUUGUUGCCGAAGUUGAUUUCAGGAGUGGCGUACUACCGUAUGCGUUGCUGAAGGGCUGUAAAGGGAACGUGAUCACGUUGUGCACACAGGGCGUGUUGGCGUUGUGACGGUUUCAAGAGCAAUCAAGGAAAGGGGUAAGAGCCGUACUAAUUUACUUUAAUGGCAGCAGCCGGUGCUCAUGCUGCAAAUUGGGUGCGGCUACCGGGUGGGUCGCUCACAUAGGUAAGCAAGCGCACGCACCCGAUGCGUUAUGCUCGUGUUGGUGGGGAUGUGUGCCCACGGGGCUUGCAAUGCAAACAUGCUCAAGUGCACAUAAUGGAGGGCAAGAAUGCUUAUAUCGGUAUGAACUUGGGCCUUUCAUGUGGGCCUGUGAGGCAAGCUUACCGUCCAGCUUGCUGGAGGUGCGUUGGCAAAAUGGGUUCACAUUUUAGAUACGUGCUGGAGGCGAGGUGGACAGGCGUGCGCACGGGGCCGCGGGAGGUGAACACGCAUUUGGGCGUGGCAACUCCAUGCUUAGGCGGCAUCAAAAAUUUGGCCAGGCUGCUGGAUAAAUGAAGCAGGGGCUGCGAUCAGUGGGGGGCGCAAGACGGACCCAUACAAGGCCCACCUGCUCCGGUUGUGGACCGCUGCGGCGCCAUGUUCGUGUGCCGUUUUGCUGUCCACCGCUUGGUGGAAUUCUUAAGUUGUAGCGCUCCCAUUUGAUUGUACGGAACGUAUUACACAUCCACAACGCAAAACCGGCAGACCAACAUGGUGCCUACAUGAAGCAGCCGCGUCAUGCGCGGACACGGACAAGGGGGUGUCGGUUUUGUACAGCUGAAACUGGGCUGAGCGCCGCAGCAUCAGGGAGGACUGACGGCAAGUCGGUAGACGUACGUACGGAAAAGUGUUGAGGGAUGUAACGU